This is a messenger RNA of Nymphaea colorata (pocket water lily), 2116 nucleotides long. Its product is annotated as transcription factor TGA2.3-like. Bases 279 to 1781 code for a protein of 500 amino acids. Gene Ontology annotation, molecular function: sequence-specific DNA binding; DNA-binding transcription factor activity. The record is from RefSeq and is a predicted model, not a curated record. Lineage: Eukaryota; Viridiplantae; Streptophyta; Magnoliopsida; Nymphaeales; Nymphaeaceae. Gene Ontology annotation, biological process: regulation of DNA-templated transcription; DNA-templated transcription. The transcript has 12 exons.
UUAAAAGCCCAACAGAAUAAUCAGUUUCUUUUGCAGAAGAGAGAGUCUCCCAUCCUGGCUUAUUAGAGAGAAUCGGGUACAAAAAUUCAAGAGGAAAAGUUAAGGAGGCAAUACCAUCUUCUCACCCAUAAAGAGUUGUAGUUUUUUUGUCUGCAAUUUGAACAGUUUCACACGCAAAAGGAGGAAGGAAAGAGGGGGUCAUGUGGUGAACUGAUAUCAUUUUAAGGGAGCAGAAGGGAGUCCCUGAUGAGAUGAUGCUGAGUUUGCAAUAGUUUUGCAUGGGGAGCAACAGAAUUGCACAGCCUGGUUUAUCAGAACCAGAGCCUUCUCAUCAGCAUCUGGUCUACGGCGGGACUCUUCAUGGAAUCCAUCCUUCACAGCCCAGCUUCAUAGAUGAACAUGGAGCCGCUUAUGGAUUUGGGGAGCUGGAGGAGGCCUUCAUGCCAAAGAUUCAUCAUGGAGUAGGCAUAGGAGACGAUGGAGACAGAAAGCCAUUCUUAGGCGGUAGACCUCCAACUCUGGACAUCUUUCCUUCAUGGCCAAUGAGGUUUCAACCACCACCGGGGACGAAUUCCCGGUCAGCAGAGAGUACAGAUUCGGGAUCUGCUCAGAAUACGGCCUCCUGCAGAGCAGCAGACGCUCAUUUUGAAUCAGAGUCUCCCAUGAGUAGUAGAAAAGCGUCCGACCAAUUACCGCCAGGGCACCAACCUAACCCAAGACCGGCGGAGAUGGCCUUUGAUCCUUCUUCCCGGACCCCAACAGCAGCUCCCGGCAACCAAUUGAAGCCUCCGGACAAGAAGAAGGCAGCUUCCUCGAGUUCGGAGAAGGAUGGUUCGAAGAUAUCGGACGCCAAGACCUUGAGACGGUUAGCUCAGAAUAGGGAGGCGGCAAGAAAAAGCCGGCUAAGAAAGAAGGCUUAUGUGCAGCAGUUAGAGAACAGUAGGAUAAAACUGAACCAGCUAGAGCAAGAACUCCAAAGGGCAAGAUCACAGGGUCUUCUCUUGGCAGGAGCUGGUGGUGGGAAUCUUAGCUCAGGUGCAGCAAUCUUUGACAUGGAACACUCAAGAUGGCUGGAGGAGGACCAGCGGCACAUGUCUGAGCUCCAGGCCGGAAUCCACGCUCACUUGCCGGACGGCGAGCUCCGGGUGAUCGUCGACAGCUGCCUCUCACACUAUGACGAGAUUUUCCGCCUCAAAGGCAUCGCCGCUAAAACGGAUGUCUUCCACCUGUUCUCAGGCAUGUGGAAGACUCCGGCAGAACGCUGCUUCCUUUGGAUGGGCGGAUUCCGGCCAUCUGAUCUCCUCAAGAUCCUGGUACCACAAUUGGAGCCGUUGACGGAGCAGCAGUUCUUGGGGAUCUGCAGCCUCCAACAGUCGUCCCAGCAGGCGGAGGAAGCGCUGUCACAGGGACUCGACUCGUUGCAGCAGGCGCUCGCCGAGACCAUCGCCGCCGGCUCUCUCAGCCACGGACCGGACGCCGGCAACUACAUGGGUCAGAUGGCCAUAGCCCUCGGCAAGCUUGCCAAUUAUGAAGGAUUCGUCCGACAGGCUGACAAUCUCCGGCAGCAGACCUUGCACCAGCUUCGCCGGAUUCUGACAAUCCGGCAGGCCGCCCGCUGCUUUCUGGCGAUCGGUGAAUACUACAGCCGUCUAAGAGCUCUGAGCUCUCUAUGGGCCUCUCGCCCAAGGGAGGCAAUGAUAUCAGAGGCACACGUAGUGCCGUCUGCAACUGAUCUUCAGAUGGUGCAGGUCCAACACCCAGAGAACCAUUUCGGUUUCUGAAACUGAGACGAUGAAUUCCCAGAGUGGCACCACGGAAUCCUCGUUUUUUGGGGAGGAACAGGUAGGCCAAGGGUCGGCAACGGGAAAAGAAAAAGAAAAGAAGAAGAAUUGAUGGAAUCAGAAACAAACAGGAAAGGGAAAUACAGAAUAAACAGGCAGAAUUGGUGGCUGCCCGUGUAGGAUGGAAAGGGAAAAGGAAAAAUUUGUAUUUCUUUUUUCCUUUUGUAGGGAAGGAGGAGUUGUAAUUUUUUCUUUCUAGUUUUUCUCUUUUGUAGGUCUCCAUUCCUUGAAGGAUGGUGGAAAAGAAAUACAAAAGAACUUGUUGAAGCUGUCUA